AUGACGAUUGCAGAUCUCUCCGAUCGGAAACACAAAGGAUCAAUCGUGAUCCGUGAGGUUUUCGCCGAUAAUCUAGACUCGGAAUUUGAGCUAAUCAGCGGAAUCGUCGAGGAUUAUCCGUUCAUCUCCAUGGACACAGAAUUUCCCGGCGUGAUUUACAAGGCGGAGCCAGCUCUUCUCCGCCGUGGAAACCCUAAUUAUCUCUACAAGCUUCUCAAAUCCAACGUCGACGCACUCAAACUCAUCCAAGUCGGUCUCACUCUCUCCGACGCCGACGGAAACCUCCCCGAUCUCGGCGGAGGAGACGGAAGCCGAUUCAUCUGGGAAUUCAAUUUCCGCGACUUCGACGUGGAGCGUGACCCUCACGCGCCUGAUUCGAUCGAGCUUCUCCGUCGUCACGGGAUCGAUUUCGAGCGUAACCGCCGCGACGGAGUUGAAUCGGAGAGGUUCGCGGAGCUGAUGAUGUCGUCGGGAUUGAUCUGCAACGGAUCUGUGAGCUGGGUUACGUUUCACAGCGCGUACGAUUUCGGUUACCUUGUGAAGAUCCUCACGCGCCGGGAGCUUCCGGGAGCGUUGGGUGAGUUUCUACGGUUGCUCAGAGCUCUCUUCGGCGAGAGAGUUUACGAUGUGAAACACAUGAUGAGGUUUUGUGAGCAGAGAUUGUACGGUGGUUUGGACCGGUUAGCUAGGUCGCUUGAGGUAAACCGGGCGGUUGGGAAAUGUCAUCAAGCCGGUUCGGAUAGUUUGCUGACGUGGCAAGCGUUUCAGAGGAUGAGGGAUUUGUAUUUCGUUGAGGAUGGACCGGAGAAACAUGCCGGGGUUUUGUACGGUUUAGAGGCUUUUUGA
Messenger RNA from Arabis nemorensis, 846 nucleotides. NCBI's taxonomy places the organism in Eukaryota, Viridiplantae, Streptophyta, Magnoliopsida, Brassicales, Brassicaceae. The record is from the annotation of a GenBank genome assembly.